Messenger RNA from Daphnia pulicaria, 1029 nucleotides. Its product is annotated as speckle-type POZ protein-like. NCBI's taxonomy places the organism in Eukaryota, Metazoa, Arthropoda, Branchiopoda, Diplostraca, Daphniidae. The record is from RefSeq and is a predicted model, not a curated record. Gene Ontology annotation, molecular function: ubiquitin protein ligase binding. Gene Ontology annotation, cellular component: nucleus; cytoplasm. The coding region runs from base 1 to 1029 and encodes 342 amino acids. The transcript has a single exon. Gene Ontology annotation, biological process: proteasome-mediated ubiquitin-dependent protein catabolic process; regulation of proteolysis.
AUGCCACCACCAAGGGGCAUGUUGCGGUGUCAAACGCAGACCAUAGCUAUUCAAUUAAAGUACGAGUGGCCCAUUCCCCAGUUUGAAAAAGGAAAAGGAGGUUAUUCUUCGUCUCAAUUUUUUCACGAAAAAGACCCCAGUAUAAAAUGGUUUCUGCGAUUGAUUAACGACGGAUCCAAUUUGAAGGUCUACCUGGAAAUGUCUUAUCCCAACAAACAAUUAGAUUACGUCCGAGUGAACAUUGGUAUUUUGGAUAAAAAACGCGAAAAAUUUUUGCCGCAACAACACACUCUAAGUCGGCAUGCAUAUGCGCCUUUAGGUGUUUUUGACAUCGCCAACCAAAUGUUGGUGGAAUCUGAGUGUUUCGUCAAUGGGAAACUCACAUUCUACUUUGAGAUGGAGUAUUCCAUUUUAAAAGAUCUUGCACUUUUAAGCAAGUCGUCUACAGUUGCAGAUCUUCAUAAGAAACCAUUCAACAACAGCGGUCAACUAAUUGCUCAUCUAGAAGAACUCUAUGAAACCAUGAAAUUCUCCGACUUUACUAUUAACGUCCGUGGGCGUCAAUUUAAGGCCCACAAGAGCAUUUUGGCCACGAGAAGUCAAUAUUUUGCCGCGAUGUUUGAACACCCGACAAAAGAAAAUUUGACGAACCAAGUCGAAAUUGAAGACGUCGAGCCGGACGUGUUUCAAGAAAUCCUCCGCUACAUCUACACUGGGAAAGUGUCGGAGUCGACGAUGGAGAACAUGCCUGCCGGAAUACUUGCGGUUGCGGAUAAAUAUCUGUUGGAACAGUUAAAAUCGGAAUGUGAGACUCAAAUAAUUCAUCGAAUGUCGGCAGAAAAUUGUCUGGAAUUACUUUUGAACACUCAUGAACACCAUCCGGCGUUUUAUUUGAGGAAGUACGCGGUCGAAUUCUUCCGUCAAUUUUCAGGCGAAGUGAUGGCGACGGACGAAUGGGAAAAGGCCGAGCAAGGUCAUCCGGAGCUGUGUCUCACUAUCCUGAAGGAGCUUGUCAAAUCGCUUGUUUAG